GUAUUAAAAGGAGAAGGCUUGUACAAUUUGAAGAGGAAGAAGAUGAACAUAUUGAACCGAAUGUUGUAUAUGCUAAAGAAAAUGUUCAUCUUUCAAAUGAUGAAAAUGUUAUCUUGGCACGAGAAAAAAGACAUCUUCCAAGUCAUUCUAAGUCAACAUCUUCUAAAGGCACGAGUCAACAAGAGCAUAUACCUCAAAGUUCAUCCAUUCAAAAUGAAGUUUAUAGUCAUAGCCUAUCAGAUGCUGAUUUUCUUAAUAAUGAAGAGGUAAAUGGAGUUGCUAUUUCUAGAAAGAAGUGGAACACCACAUGAUUUGUUAUUGUUGUAGAUGAACAAGGGGUUGAAAAGAGUAUGCAUCUUAAGGUAAAAGAUGCAUUUUCCCUUCAUCAUAGUAGGAAACGAGUUCUUAUAGAAUGGAAUGGAAGUGGUCAGCCAAUUGGAGAAUCCGGUGGACUCUUGGGAGGUGUUUUGGGGCUCAUUGCAAGUAAUUUUAAUAAUUUUUCUAUAAUGUACAAAACUUGGCAUAAGGUUCCAAUGCAAUACAAAGAUGCUGUUUUUGAGAAUACUAUUAAGAAAAUAUUUGUUGUUAAUGAUGAUGAACACAAAAGGUAUAUCUUGUCAAAUCUUGGAAAUAAGUGAAAGAAUAAUAGAUGCAAGCUAUUCAAUGAGCAUUAUAAAUUGGAACUUAGUUGGGAUGCAAAUGUUAAUUCGAAUCUAAUUGGAAUUCCCAAAGAUCAUUGGGCUGCAUUUUUGGAAUAUAGAUUGAGUCCAAAAACUCAGGUAAACACAUUUGUUCUUUGUUAGUUUUUAUUUGUGUUUAAGAUCCAUUAACUUUUAUGCUUGUUAAUGUGCAAGAAUUGUGUGAAAAGAAUGCUACAAAUCGACAACAAUUAAAAAUUCCUCACACUCUUAGCUCAAAAACACUUGCUAGGAAACGCCAUGAACUUGAAGUUGAAACUGGGCGACAGUUUAGUAGAGGAGAAAUAUUUUCUAUCACUCACAAGAAAAAAGAUGGAACAUUUGUCAAUGAGGAAGCACAACAAAAAAAUGAAGACUUACAGAAGGAAAUUGGUGAGGGUGCUUCUGAAAAUGAAGCAUAUGUUAAAGUAUUUGGCAAAGAGAAUUCAAGCUAUGUUAGAGGUAUGGGAUUUGGUGUUCGUCCAUCUCAAAUGAUUGGAUCCUUAUCCCGCUCAAGAGAGUCUAUGCAAUCUACUACAACUAGUGGACCAUCAAGAGCUGAAUAUCAAAACUUGAAGUUACAAGUACAAUUGCUACAGGAGCAAGUAAAUUUUCUUGUGAAUCAUCAAAAGGGUCAAUUGCCACCCGGUUUUCCUACUGAGGUUGCAGAUUUUGAAUCACCGACACAUACAAGACCAUAUUCUUCUGCCAGUCAUGAACCUCAACAACAUAGGCCAUCCAACGUUUAAAGGAGUUUUAUGAUUGAAUUGUUAGGUUUACAAGUUUGGAUUAAGUUGGAAUUUUUUGAAUUUACAUAUGGAUUAUUACUAUGUAAUUAAAAUUUGUAGAAUUCAACUUUUGAAAUACAUUGUUACUAUUUUUGUAAAACUUGUGGGAUUGAAUUUGGAUUUGUUGAAAAACAAUGUCAUUUAUGGAGAAUUCAAUUUUUGAUAA
Arachis ipaensis is the source of this 1631-nucleotide messenger RNA. NCBI's taxonomy places the organism in Eukaryota, Viridiplantae, Streptophyta, Magnoliopsida, Fabales, Fabaceae. The record is from RefSeq and is a predicted model, not a curated record.